This is a messenger RNA of Drosophila arizonae, 2716 nucleotides long. Its product is annotated as scoloptoxin SSD14. Gene Ontology annotation, molecular function: glutathione gamma-glutamate hydrolase. Gene Ontology annotation, cellular component: plasma membrane. Gene Ontology annotation, biological process: glutathione catabolic process. The record is from RefSeq and is a predicted model, not a curated record. Lineage: Eukaryota; Metazoa; Arthropoda; Insecta; Diptera; Drosophilidae.
UGCCACACGGUUAGCGGGAAAUUCGGUGCACAGCUGGCGCGAAAAUUCAUUGGCAAUUUGCAACAAGUGCAGCCAACUCCAGCUAAUACGCACAGCGUCGAGCAAAUUCAUUGGCCGGAACAAUAACAACAACAGAGCCAAGCAAAUGCAUUCCACGGCAUGCGGCGUCGGCGCCUCAGCCACCAAUCUCGCCUCGCUGCAAACCAACAUCAGCAUCAACAGCAGCGCAGCAGCAACAGCAGCCACAGCGGAUGCUCACAAGAUGGUUCACCACAGCAACGACGAUGCCAUGAACAAAAUUCCACUCAAGUCCUCCAACGGACUGGACGACGAGGAGAAAAAUGGCGACGAGCUGAUCCAGGAUACAGCCGCAGCCGAAGAAGCGCGGCGCGAACAGAUGCGGGCCAAUCUGUUGGCCUGGAUGAAAAAGUUGACAAUUGGCCUCAUCUGCUUCAUUGGCAUCGCCCUGAUAAGCUAUGUGAUCAUCAGCCUGUGCUUGAGCGACUGGUCCAAGUCGGCGAGAAUCACCAACAGCACAGUUGCCAAAGCAACAACGCCAGCACCAGCUGCAAUUGUUGGCAGCAGCACAGCAACAGCAGCAACGGCAUUCACAGAUGAUGUUGCCGAAGCCGCACCAUCCACACCAUCACCACCACCACCACCAACAACAACAACAACAAUAAGAACAACUAGCACUACAACAACAACAACAGAAAGCACACCAACAACAACAACAACAACAACACCAAGCAAUCCAAGCACAAGCCACACACUUAAACCAUUUAAUUCAACAGAUGAGCAAUCGCUGCCACCGGCAUCGGUGUCCGACAGCAGCAACAUGGAAGCGACAACAACAACAACAAGUGAGGAAAUCGCAGUAGCUGGACCAGCUGUAGCCGCCUCCACAUCGCCAACCACACCACCGCCCUCGACAGCACCGAUACUGGAUGACGCCGACGCCAAGAGCAAAAAGGAAUUCUCAUCCAAAUUGGGCGUCUAUCAGCAUGCGGCCGUUUGCUCGGAUACGGAUGCCUGUAGUCAGAUUGGCAGCAACAUAUUGGAGAGGAAUGGCAGCGCUGUAGAUGCAACCAUUGCCACAAUGCUGUGCAAUGGACUGCUGACCUCACAAAGCAUGGGCAUUGGCGGUGGCCUAAUAAUGAAUAUCUAUCAUCGAGAGUCUCAACAAGGCUAUCAGAUCGAUGCGCAGGCCGUGGCGCCCUAUGCUUCCCAUCAGAAGAUGUUCGAUAAAGAUGCCAAUGCCUCAAUUUUCGGACCGCUAAGCAUUGCAGUGCCUGGCGAGGUGAUGGGCUAUCAUUUGGCGCACAAACGCUUUGGCAAGCUGCCAUGGCGGACUCUAGUGGAGCCUUCUCUAAAAAUUUGCGAGACUGGAUAUCGAAUGAGUAACCAUCAGGCGUCGAAGGUGAAGAUGAUGUGGUCCUAUAUCAAGGAUAAUUUGCAGUAUCAAUCCGUUUUUCUGAAUGAGGAAACGGGAGAGCACCACCAGGAGGGAGCAUUGCUGAAACCACCGGCAAAACUGUGCAACACGUACAAACUACUAGCGGAAAAUGGGCCAAUGGACUUUUACAACGGCACCGUGGCUCAAAUGCUGGCCGAGGAUCUGAAGGAGCUGGGCAGCAUUAUAACACAAGACGAUUUGGAUACAUACACGGCCGAUUUGCGUCUGUCCGUCACCAUGCCACUGGGCAACGACACUCUGUAUGCCGUGCCGCCGGUGAGCAGUGGAUCUGUCGUCGCUCACAUACUGGGCAUUCUCGAGGGCUUUAAUUUCACACGGGCCGACUUGGCGGAUGAUGAGUCCUACGCUCUGACCAUACAUCGGAUUACGGAGGCGCUGAAGUUUGGAUUCGCACAUCGCCCAGAGCUGGGCGAUCCGCGUUUCAAUGACAUUCGCGAACUGGUCAGCCAGCUCACCAAUCCCCAAUAUGCAGCUCAGCAGCGCGCUAAGAUCAAUGACAACCAAGUGCUGGGUAGCCCGCAAGAUUACGGUGCACUGCUUAGCUCCGAAGAAGAUCCGUAUGGCACCUCAUCCUUUGCUGUGCUAGCGCCGAAUGGCGAUGCCGUUGCCGUGACUAGCUCCAUCAACAAUUACUUUGGUUCCAGUUUGAUUGGACCCCGCACUGGCAUUAUCUUAAACGAUUGCAUGAACGACUUUUCCGUCAAAGAGAAUAUAUUCAAUCUGCCACAGUCGCAAGCAAACACAAUAGAUUUACACAAGCGCCCCAUGUCGUCGCAGUCUCCAAUGCUGCUUGCGGAUCGAGAUGGCAAUAUCCGUCUAGCAAUUGGAGCUGCCGGUGGCACCAAGAUAGUGGGAGGCAUAGUCGAAGUGGCCGCCCGCUUUCUAUGGUUCGGCGAAGACCUGAAGACGGCCGAGGAUGCGCCACGGUUUUACAAUCAGCUAUUUCCCAAUGUUCUCCAGUACGAAAACGGAAAGUUCUCAGAGAAUGUGCUCAGUCUGCUGCGGAAGCGGGGGCACAUUCUUAAGCCAUUGUCCCAGAAAGCCUCUUCCGUGGUCUGUGCCAUCGGCCGCAAUGCGACAGCGAUCUAUGCAAAUGCCGAUGGACGCAAACAGGGCGGUGUUGGUGGAUUCUAAAGGGAAGCAUGCAUACACACACACACACACACAUACACACACACUCAUACACGCAUAAACAAACACUAGCGUAUCGUUCAAGUGAGAUUAGUUUGAAGAGAAUAU